Lentinula edodes (shiitake mushroom) is the source of this 1635-nucleotide messenger RNA. Its product is annotated as methylmalonate-semialdehyde dehydrogenase. The record is from RefSeq and is a predicted model, not a curated record. The coding region runs from base 1 to 1635 and encodes 544 amino acids. Gene Ontology annotation, cellular component: mitochondrion. Gene Ontology annotation, molecular function: methylmalonate-semialdehyde dehydrogenase (acylating, NAD+) activity; malonate-semialdehyde dehydrogenase (acetylating, [NAD(P)+]) activity. NCBI's taxonomy places the organism in Eukaryota, Fungi, Basidiomycota, Agaricomycetes, Agaricales, Omphalotaceae. Gene Ontology annotation, biological process: L-valine catabolic process; thymine catabolic process. The transcript is spliced from 18 exons.
AUGACACUGAGUAGGGUUGUCCGAAUUCGUUCCAUCAAUCAUCCCCGCAGCUUCAGCACGACAUCUGCAGCGCUAGCUCUAAGUAAUGUGGCUCGCUCGAAAGCUAAUCAACUUUCUCAAUGGAAGGGCACUAGCGUAAUUGGCGAGACAACGAAGAAUUUCAUUGGAGGAGAGUUCGUCGAUAGCAAGUCUUCCGAAUGGACGGAAGUCUUGGAUCCUACCACACAAACAUUACUCUCCACUGUGCCGCAGACCACUGAGACCGAAUUUAAACAGGCCGUGGAUGCUGCAGCACAAGCUUUCAAAUCAUGGAGUAGGACGAGUGUACUAGGACGUCAGCGUUUUGUCAUUGAACUCCAGCAUCUACUUCGCAAAAACGCCGACGCCAUUGCGAAUAGUAUCGUUCUAGAGCAAGGGAAAACCUUGUCAGAUGCGCAUGGGGAUCUGUUGCGAGUAGGCUUACAGGUCGCUGAACAUGCAAUUGGGAUUACUUCUACCUUGCUGGGCGACAAACUUGAAGUGAGUCGCGAUAUGGAUACAUACGUUCGCAAAGUACCACUUGGUGUUUGUGCUAGCGUUGCACCUUUUAAUUUUCCGGCUAUGAUUCCGCUUUGGACCAUACCUAUGGCGGCUGUAACCGGAAAUACAUUAAUUCUCAAGCCCUCAGAACGGGAUCCUGGUGCAGCGAUGAUCAUUGCUGAACUUUGCCAACAAGCAGGUUUGCCACCUGGUGUGUUGAAUAUUGUCCAUGGUGGAGUUCCUACGGUAAACGCCAUAUGCGAUGAUCCUGCUAUCAGAGCUAUAAGCUUCGUGGGUGGUGAUCGUGCCGGCAAACACAUCUAUAAUCGCGGAACUCAGAACGGAAAGCGCGUCCAGGCAAAUAUGGGGGCUAAAAAUCAUGCUGUAAUCAUGCCUGAUGCCAAUAAAAAUCUGGCGCUCAAUUCCCUCGUUGGUGCUGCAUUUGGAGCGGCUGGCCAACGAUGCAUGGCAAUAUCGGUCGCUGUUCUUGUUGGCGAAGCACAAUCAUGGCUUCCGGAAAUUAUAGAACGAGCGCAGAAACUCAGAGUCAACGGAGGUUUCGAGCCUGACACUGAUAUAGGUCCCGUUAUUUCACCAAAUGCAAAAGCACGUAUCGUAGACAUCAUCUCUUCCGCUGAAGAGGAAGGUGGCAAGCUGCAUCUUGAUGGACGAGGUUUGGUGGUACCUUCAUAUCCGGAUGGUAAUUUCGUCGGGCCCACCGUCAUCGAAGCCAAAACUCCAAUGAGAUGUUAUCAAGAAGAGAUUUUUGGACCGGUCCUCGUUGUAAUCCAAGCAGACACGCUAGAGGAUGGUAUUGAAAUCAUUAACGCUAACAGAUAUGGAAACGGGGCUGCCAUCUUCACUCAGUCUGGCGCUACGGCUCGAAAGUUUGAAACGGACAUAAACGUGGGGCAGAUUGGUAUCAACGUGCCCAUACCUGUUCCUCUUCCAAUGUUUGCAUGGUCCGGCAACAAAGGCAGCGUUUUGGGAGAUAUUGGUUUCUAUGGAAAGAGUGGUAUCGAUUUCUAUACGCAGAACAAGACCACAACAAGUUUAUGGAGAGCAGAGGACGCUGUUGGCACCCGCGCUCAUUCCACUAUGCCUACGUUCUCCUGA